Diatraea saccharalis (sugarcane borer) is the source of this 1662-nucleotide messenger RNA. NCBI's taxonomy places the organism in Eukaryota, Metazoa, Arthropoda, Insecta, Lepidoptera, Crambidae. The record is from the annotation of a GenBank genome assembly.
GAGACCCAUUUCAACCACGUGCUUAUUGGUAAUUAGAUGUCAUUCUGUGCUGUCAUUUUGAACGAUGACGUCAUUGUUUAAUCAGAUCCUGUAUAAAUAAAAAAAAUGUUUUUCUGAUGUUGUUAACAGUCUCGUGACUUAAAUUAGACUUAAAUAGUCUUUAUAGUCAACUCGCGGAUUGGUUGAACACUUUUAUUUUUGUUUCGCACAGCACGAUAUAACGGACGUGAACCAGAUAUUCAAGGAGCUCGGGCAGAUGAUCCACGACCAGGGUACGGUGGUGGAGUCCAUAGAGGCCAGUGUGGAGCACACCGCCUCUAACGUAGAGAGCGCUACCAUGGAGUUACGGCAAGCGGCCACAUACAAGAAUAAACUCAGGAAGAAAAAGGUGUACAUAGCGAUAAUAUUGGCCAUCAUCAUCUGCAUCAUCCUGAUCAUCGUGUUCAACCACUGAUGAAGACCUCUCAUCAUCAUCACCAGCAACGCGACCCCACGGUAUUAAUGUGUAUAUAAGAAGUUAUCGCUUAACGUGAAGCAUUAUCAUAUGUAAUACUAAAAUAUGAGCUUCUUUCUGGUUCAGUUUUAUACAAAAUUCAGAUGCAAUUUUUAUAUAUUAUAAUGAAUUAGAAGAAUGGUCACGAAAUAGCUUAAUCAAAUCAAAUGUGACUGUGCCUUGUUGAUUUUUAGAGAUUACGAUUGUACUCAGCUGCAGACAUUUUUGAAGCUACUCUUAAUCUAAAUAAUGAGACUUGUAACCAACGCUUUAAUGAUUCAUUUGAAUAAUUCUGCAGCCGGCUAUAUGUCUGUUUAUAUUUUUAUUUCUAUUUAAGAUGAUGAAGAAAUAUAAUAAGAUAAUGUAUGUAUAUAUGAUUUCCAACCUUUAGGAAAGUGUAAUAAAUUAUUAAUAAUAUUACAUGGUCUCUGUGAAUAUAAUAGCUACAAAGAUAACAUGAGGUUAACAAGUUUGUUAGUAGCAUUAGAUUGUAUAAAAUAAUGUUUAGACGUAAUAUUUUGCGGUCUCCGUUAAUACCGGCGAAACAAGCAUUCGAUAUGAAACAUUCGCAGUUCAUAUUAGACUAUCCAGAAGGCAGAGUAAUCAUUGCCUAAAAACAACUACUAGAUUCAAUAUCUAACAAUAAGAGUUAAUCGUAAGAGGUUAAUUUAAACAUUCAACGAUCGUUAAGAGUUUCGCGCCGCUCCAAAAGGUGUCGCUAGUGAUGUAUAAUACCUUUGGUGACUUUCACAUACUGAAAUUUCAAGUCUCAGAAAGCCCUUGCACUUUUUUGUAACGAGCUCUCCGUCUAAAAGUCAAAUUUAUAUUGUUACUGAAAUAACUUUUCAAAUGUCACUAUUUCGAUGAUAAAUUAUAAGCGAGGCGAAUGCAAUCCCUGGUUAUAUAUAUAUAUAUAUAUAUAUAUAUAUAUAUAUAAAUAACAUCGAUGUACCUACGCAGCAGAAAGAAGGAAGGCGCGAAACAUUUUUAGUCUAUCAUAAGUUUUGCUAUAGGUUGAAGCGUGCGUGCACGCAUUAAUGAAUGUCUUAGAUCUUAAUUUAACGCAUUAAAGUCUAUAUUUCAAGUGGAUUGGUAUAUUCUAUCGGCUUUGGGUUGCUCUUAGUUUUCCUUAUAAAAAUGAUACUACUGUAAGAGAUCUAUUCUAAGUU